Messenger RNA from Alligator mississippiensis (American alligator), 2269 nucleotides. It is a transcript of the gene SIMC1, whose product is annotated as SUMO interacting motifs containing 1. The coding region runs from base 103 to 2091 and encodes 662 amino acids. The transcript is spliced from 10 exons. NCBI's taxonomy places the organism in Eukaryota, Metazoa, Chordata, Crocodylia, Alligatoridae. The record is from RefSeq and is a predicted model, not a curated record.
UUACCCCAAACACCCCCGAAACUCCCCCUUCCCCCCAAACACCCCUCAAAUUUCCCUUUCCUUCCCAAAUACUCUCUUUUCCCACCCCCCGGCGGUGCGGCGAUGCCGGGGGCGGGGGCUGUGCCGGGGGGGCGGUGCCCGGCGGAGGACGCGCUCGGCGCUCGACUGCGCGGCCUGGGCGCGGGCGCGGGGCGUGCGGGGAUGGCGGAAGGCCCCGUCCUGCUCAGCGACUCGGACUCGGAGGGCGGCCGCGCCCCGCUGCGCCGCAGCAAGCGGCUCUGGGCCCGGCGGCGGCGGCUGCGGCGCCCGCGCCCCUCGGAGAUCAUCGACCUGACGGGCGAGGACGCGUGCGGCGGGGCCGCAGCGUGCGGCGGAAGUGUUGUCAUCGACCUGACCGGGGAAGACGAGGAGCCGCCCAGCCCAGCGCGCGCCCCCGUGCAGACGCCACCUGCCGGGAUGGAGACCGAGGCCCUGCCCGGCUUCUCCACCGCCGCCAAGGAUGAAGCGAAGACAGCUGCCUGCUCCACGGACUCGGACUGCAGCCCCACCACCUUCAACAGCGACCUGGGCUCCCUGGCCAGCCCCCUGCUCGAGUCCAACCGCUUCUCCCUCUCCCCCUCCAGCAGCGACAGCUGGGGGGCAUCCGUGGACCCCGGCUCCCCGCCCCCCCGCUCCCUCCCCGCUACCACCUCAAAGAGCCCCUCCAGGAAGCGGCCGCGGCUGGAAGCGAGCCCGCCCGCGCUGGCAGCCGUGAAGCAGGAGCCCGCGGCGCCCCCCGCCCCGCGCCUGGCCGACCCCAGCUGCCUGCACAAGCUGCGGUACUUCCGGAGGAUGCCCGUGCACCACCUCCUGCGCGUGGCCAGGGCCGAGCGCUGCCAGGAGAGGACGUGGCCCAUCCCGAGCCGGAAGCUGGACCUGGUGCAGACCACGAUGGAGGAGAGCUUCCCUGAGGGCACGCUGCAGUUCCUGACUGACUUCGUGACGCCCCAGCACUACCCGCCCUGCAAGAUCACGGCCCACCUGGUCCAGGAGAUCCUGCUGGGCCCGCACCGCUGGGGGAUCCUCAAGGAUGCCUACACGCUGCUCAUGAAGAUCCAGACGCUCCAUCCGGCCAGCACCACGACGGGCAUGGGCUGGGACUGGCGGCUACUCAGACACAUCAUGGAAGACGAGGAGAAGCCUCCCGGGCGCCUGCUGUUCCUGCAGUACGUGGUGCAGACACUGGAGGACGAUGUCCAGCUGGGCCUGCGGCUGCAGCGCCCCUCCUUGACCAUCGCCAAGCAGGUGCUGUCCUGCGACCAGAGCUUCGGCAACAUCAAGGAGGUGAUCGGGUGGCUGGUGGCUGCCGUCACCGGCGUCGGAUUCUGCAGACCCCUGGAGCAGCAGAACGCAGCGCCUCCCGCCUCGGGUGCCUCCGGGCUCCAGCACAGCAGCCGCUCACCCACGCCGAGCCCCACGGAGCCGAGGGAGGAUGUCCCGCCGGAGUUCCUGGCUGAGAAGGUGGUGCUACUGCUGCAGCGGCUGCUGUCCAUCGCGGUGGAGGUGGACCGCUCACCCAACUGCAGCGCCCGCAAGAUCGCUGACGCCAUCUUCCCCUCUGUGCUGAACAUCCCACUGCGGAGCCAGAGGGAAACCUUCCUCACCACCAUGGAGAGCCACCUGCUGCGGUGCAAGUUGCUGGAGCUCCUGUUCCACCACAGCUGCGAGGUGCCCACAGCCCUGCCCCUGUCCCUGGCCAAGAUCCUGUACUUCCUGAGCCACACUUCCCUGCUGCUUCAGUACGAGGACCAGGAAGCCACAUGGCAGAGAUGGGACGAGAUGCUGCAGCAUCUGAUCUCCCUGCUGGUGAGCUACCACAACGUGGUGCUAGAGCACCUGUGGAGCUCCCUGGGCGAGCGGAUGCAGCUGAUCACCUCUGCCCCCAGGCCCCAGCAGCAGGAAGGUGAUGACAUCACCACGCUGGAUGUCCAGCAGAGCAUCGAGGGCUUCUGCCAACAGCUGCAGCAGAGCCUGGGGGCACCGCUGCCCACCUCUAUCACAGAGAAGGUGCACAUGCUCCAGGUACUGCUCCUCACUGCCAGCCGCUCCUGACAGGGCUUUGGACCCAAACGCUGCCAUGCGGCUGGAGCCCACCAUGCUGCUCCCUUCCCGGAGGGGCAGGGAAGGCGCCUGAGCUCUGCCAGGCAUUGGACUCCCCCAAGCCGGCACAGCUUGGCUCUCACCAGCACUUUAUCUAUGGCUUUCAAUACAUACUGUUCUUGGUGGCCAA